CAGAGCAGACGUAAAAUAUGUGUGCGUGAACUGUUGUAGCACGGCACGAGAGGAGAGGAGGACGCCGACUGUGGAUAUUGGGGCUGAUAACAUGUGUGUUCACUGACACGCGUGGAUUAAUAAAUGCGUGGAGUUUGUGUAAUUUGACCGCCAACAAACGCCAUGUUUCGGCAAACGAAGGCGGCGCUCCAGAAACUUCGAUAUCUGAGUUUCAAUGGACGGCAUCACACAUGUAGGCUGAAGAGCACUUCAGCGGAGAAGGCUCUUCUCUACCAACCAGGACAGAAAAUAUCUGGCUUCACAGUCAAGCAGGUUGUAGCUGUUCCCGACCUGUUCCUCACUGCAGUGAAGCUGAGUCAUGACAAAACCGGGGCUCAGUACUUGCAUGCAGCCCGAGAUGACACCAACAACCUCUUCAGUGUCCAGUUCAGGACGACCCCCAUGGAUAGCACCGGGGUUCCCCACAUCCUGGAGCACACGGUGUUGUGUGGAUCUGAGAAGUAUCCCUGCAGAGACCCGUUCUUCAAGAUGCUCAACAGGUCUCUGUCCACCUUCAUGAACGCCUUCACAGCCAGCGACUUCACCAUGUAUCCAUUCUCAACACAGAAUGGAAAAGACUUCCAGAAUCUUCUGUCAGUUUACCUGGACGCAGUGUUCUUCCCUUGUUUAAGAGAGCAGGAUUUCAGGCAGGAGGGCUGGAGACUGGAGAACGAAGACCCCACGGACGCCAACUCCCCGCUGGUGUUUAAAGGAGUGGUGUUCAACGAAAUGAAGGGGGUUUUUUCAGACAACGAGCGCCUGUACGCCCAGCACCUUCAGAACAAACUGUAUCCAGACCACACCUACUCUGUGGUGUCAGGAGGAGAACCUCUGGCCAUCCCCGACCUCACCUGGGAGCAACUCAAAGAGUUCCACGCCACACAUUACCACCCCAGCAAUGCUAGGUUCUUCACCUACGGAGAUUUGCCUCUGGAGCAGCAUCUGAAGCAGAUUGAAGAGGAAGCUCUCUCCAAGUUUGAGCGUAUCAGCCCGAACACAGACGUUCCACCUCAGCCUCACUGGAGCAGCCCAAGAGAGGAUCACAUGACCUGCGGCCCCGACACUCUGGCGCCAGAUCCUGUCAGACAGAACACACUGUGUGUGAGCUACCUGCUGGGAGACAUCACUGACACGUUUGAGGGAUUCACACUCAGUCUGCUGUCUUCUCUGAUGAUCUCUGGACCAAACUCUCCCUUCUACAAAAGUCUCAUCGAGCCCAAGAUCGGAACUGACUUCUCCUCUGUCGUCGGAUAUGACGGCAGCACCAGAGAGGCGUCGUUCAGCAUCGGCCUGCAGGGCAUAGCUGAGGAGGACACGGAGAGGGUAAAACUAAUCAUCAGCCAAACCAUGGAGGACAUUAUUGAGAACGGCUUUGCGGAGGAAAGAAUCGAGGCACUCCUCCACAAGAUCGAGAUCCAAAUGAAACACCAGUCCACCAACUUUGGUCUGUCCUUGGCUUCGUACAUUGCGUCAUCGUGGAACCAUGACGGUGACCCGGUUCAGCUGCUGCAGAUCAGCGACAGCGUGGCCAAGUUCAGAAAGGCCCUGGAGGAGAACCCUCGCUUCCUCCAGGACAAAGUCAAGCAGUACUUUAAGGAGAACACACACAGACUGACCCUGUCCAUGAGCCCAGAUGACGCCUAUCUGGAAAAGCAGGCUAAAGCCGAGGAGGAGAAACUGCAGAAAAUGGUCCAGACUCUGUCUGACUUCAACAGGACAGAGAUUUAUGAGAAAGGUCUGGAACUGCUGGGAGCUCAGAGUCAAACCCAGGAUGCCUCCAGUCUGCCGGCGCUCAAAGUGAGCGACAUCGAGCCGACAAUGCCCGUCACUCCUGUCCACAUCAGCUCCAUAGGCGGUGUCCCCGUGCAGUACUGCGAGCAGCCCACCAACGGCUUGGUGUACUUCAGAGCCAUGUGUAGCCUCAACACGCUGCCAGAGCAUCUGAGGAUUUACGUCCCGCUCUUCUGUAAUGUCAUUACCAGAAUGGGCUGUGGUGAUCUGGACUACAGGCAGCAGGCGCAGCAGAUGGAGAUGAGGACAGGCGGCAUGUCCGUCUCUACCCAGGUCAUCCCCGACUCCACGGAGCUGGACGUGUACGAGCAAGGAGUUCUCCUGUCCUCCUCCUGCCUUGAGAGGAACCUCCCUCACAUGUUUCAUCUGUGGAGUGACAUUUUCAAUAGCCCUCACUUUGACAACGACGAGCGUCUCAGAGUCCUGGUGAUGAGGUCGGCGCAGGAACUGGCCAACGGGAUCUCAUACUCGGGUCACAUGUACGCCAUGACCCGUGCGGGCCGUCACCUGACCCCUGCUGGAGACCUGCAGGAAACUGUUGGGGGAAUGGAGCAGGUGAAGUUCAUGAAGAGAAUAGCCGAGAUUUCCGACAUUGGCCACGUGAUCAGGACAUUACCCAGGAUCAAAAGGCACCUUUUCAACCCGGAUAUCAUGAGAUGUGCGGUCAAUGCAACGCCACAGAAACUGAGUGAUGCGGCCGCACAAGUGGAGAAUUUCAUCGACAACGUCAGCGUCAACAGGAAAGAACGCAAACUCUCACGACCAAAUAUCGUAGAGAGACCGUUAGACCCUCUGGACAAGUCUGGACCGAGGAAGAAACUGAUCGCUGAGCUGAAUUUCCAGCCGUGUCAGAUGAAAACCUUCUAUGAGAUGCCUUUUCCCGUCAAUUUUGUCAGCGAGAGCAUACGAACGGUGCCAUUCUGCCAUGAAGAUUACGCCAGUUUGUGUAUCUUAGCGAGGAUGAUGACAGCCAAGUUCCUCCACGGAGAGAUCCGAGAGAAGGGUGGAGCCUACGGAGGCGGGGCCAAGAUGGGGGGAGGCGGUCUCUUCACCUUUUACUCAUACAGGGAUCCAAACUCAGCGCAGACGUUAUCUGCAUUUCGUAAAGGUGUCGACUGGGCAAAGUCGGGACAGUUCAGCCAACAGGACAUCGACGAAGCCAAACUGUCGGUUUUCUCGGCCGUCGACGCACCAGAGGCUCCGGCCGACAAGGGAAUGAGUCAUUUCCUCAGUGGAAUCACAGACGACAUGAAACAGAAUCACAGACAAAGACUUUUUGACGUCACGCACAAAAACCUGUCGGAUGUGGCUGUGAGGUACUUAUACACCGGACAGAGGACGCACGGCGUCGCCAUCCUCGGACCAGAGAACAACGCGAUUAAGAAAGAUCCGACAUGGAUCAUAAAGUAACCUGAUUGCUAGGUUUUUAUAUCAUUAAAAAAACUGAAAGUCCAGUUGUUAUGACGGCGAUAAUAUUGUGCUAUGUGCAGAGAAACUGAAAGUACUGUAGAUCUACUUGUUUGGAUUUAUUUAAAAAAACACAUGAUCAUGUU
Solea senegalensis (Senegalese sole) is the source of this 3383-nucleotide messenger RNA. RefSeq names its product pitrilysin metallopeptidase 1 (gene pitrm1). Gene Ontology annotation, cellular component: mitochondrial matrix. The record is from RefSeq and is a predicted model, not a curated record. The coding region runs from base 163 to 3240 and encodes 1025 amino acids. The transcript has 27 exons. NCBI's taxonomy places the organism in Eukaryota, Metazoa, Chordata, Actinopteri, Pleuronectiformes, Soleidae. Gene Ontology annotation, molecular function: metal ion binding. Gene Ontology annotation, biological process: protein processing.